ACUUAUCUGACGGACAAAGUGUACAAAACUUUAAAGCAAAAUAUGAAAAGUUAAAACAACUUUCAAAUUACCAAUUUGCAAAUAACUUCUACCAAGGAGAACAAGCACACUCGCUUGACAGAGUACCAUUACAAUAUCGAACUGAAGUAUUAUUCAGACAACCAACGACCUAUGAAGAAUUCUUCACAUACUUAAACACAACAUUCCAUAACAAAAAAGCAUUAGCGAACGAAAGUGCAUUCAGUGGAAAAGACAUUAAACACUUUAAAGCAAAAAACUUUCGAAAACCAGGAGCCAAAAUCAAAAUAAGAAAUUACCAAGGAAAUAACUACCAGCAAACAAGAAAACCAUACCAACCAAGGGAUAUGUCCAAAGUAAAAUGUUAUAACUGUUUCAACCACAAAAAAACAAUAAUAACAGAACAUCAUUCAGAGGAAAAGGAAAGUUCCAAAGAGGAAGACCUUUCAGGACAAAUAACAAUAACCGAUCUAACAGUCAAAGAUUCAAUGGACAAAGAACUAGAAACGUUCAAUUCAGAAAUAACUAACAAAGAAACAAUAAUUUCAGAAACAAAAGG
Molecule: messenger RNA, 577 nt
Organism: Ambispora leptoticha
Lineage: Eukaryota; Fungi; Glomeromycota; Glomeromycetes; Archaeosporales; Ambisporaceae
Source: the annotation of a GenBank genome assembly